Postia placenta MAD-698-R-SB12 is the source of this 1347-nucleotide messenger RNA. RefSeq lists its product as hypothetical. Lineage: Eukaryota; Fungi; Basidiomycota; Agaricomycetes; Polyporales; Adustoporiaceae. Bases 1 to 1347 code for a protein of 448 amino acids. The record is from RefSeq and is a predicted model, not a curated record. The transcript is spliced from 2 exons.
AUGUCUCAGCUCCUCAUCAACACUCGCCUUGGCGCGCAAAUUGACUGCACAAAGGUGGAGCUCGCCGAGUAUGCAGAUGUCUACAACUUCUGCAGAAGCAUGAUACCGAUUGUGGACGGAGGCAAACAGCUGUCUUCCUUGCAAGUUCUCAGCCUUUCCGACAAAGCGUGUGGACGCUUGGAUCGCGAAACUCUGUAUCUACUCUGCCAGUUGCUCUUUAACGCUUCUGCCCUGCGGGUGCUUAGGCUCGGUAAGAGCCAAAAGCUGCUUACCGAAGAGCCAUUGCUCGGUCGCGUCAUCGAGGAGCUUAGAGAGCUCAUGACGCUCGAAUUUUACGAAGGGGGCACCAAGACAAUCGAAGUGCUCGGCAACUUAAAAAGUUACCCCGUCCACCUUGUCCAUCGCACCAACGGCAGAUUUCCUCGGGACGCUUAUGAUUACACGCCGUUCGCCCACAGCAAAGUCUUCGAAAGGCUCGAGAGUCUUAACCUUGACUGUUUUGCGUACAACAGGCGCACUGCUAUAGAUCCAGGCCAAUUGACGUUCAAUAAGUCGCUGAAGUCUCUGACACUCGUCGCGAGCCAUGCCCCUCUCCACCCCUUUGUCAAAGCAUUCCCUUAUCUCCAGGAUCUCACUCUGGAAGAGAUCUCAUGCUGGCAUCGCUGCCCCUCCAGCCAAUCACCAGAUUGUUGGGAGACUAUCCCCAAGCUCACUGUAGACGUCAUGAGCCUCCGGGUGUGGAAUAUUGCCUCUCAAGUCUACCACUUGAUAGUGACACGUCGCCCACUGGUCAAAUACGACGGGAACCCAGAGGCAGACCUAUUCACGCCGGUCUUAAAUGCCGUGGAAGACAUGAAACCCACAAAAUUCACGUUCUCCACGACCCUCGAUGUCCGCGAUCAGUUGUGGGGGCGCAUGGCGACACGGAUGUCUAGUGUGAUGUACCUAGAGGUACGCGUCGAGGAUCUCCUUGUUGAAUCUAGUGGCAGCAUUACAGACUGGAUGGUGAGGAUGCUGAAGAUCAGCAUACAGGCAUGGGCCACAUUAGACGACGCAUCGGCCGAUCACGAGGCUUUUACGCCACUUCGUCACAUGUAUGUCGAGUUUCCGACAUCACUUUCCCGCAUGGUCCAGAAUAACUACACAUUGCGUUAUCUGAUUUUGGAGGUCUCUGAAGGCGCUUCUCUCACUCAUGGGAUGAGUAGGAUUGCGUUUGCGCGAAAGUGGCAAGUCAUCCAGGACCCGUGGGGCUACCGUGCCCCGGGCCUUGAGGAGAAGAAUACUGACGAAGCCGCCCUAGCAUUGGAAGCCUGCGGUGGCUCGAUGGCUAAUUCUUUGUCUUACUGA